GUUGCACGACAACGAAAUGCUUUACGGUCACGUUGCUUUGCGGUAAGACGAUUGACCAGCCAAACUAACAAGAGCUAAAUUAGUCAAGAGGAAUAAUAUACUGUAAAGUUUAAGUUGCCGUGUCAAUAAAAUAGGAUACUUUAGUCAUAAUGGACGUUGGUGAAUUACUGAAUUACCAGCCUGACCGAGGGGCGAAGCGUAUCCGAGAGGAGGAUGGAGGUGGGGGAGGAGCGGAGGAGGACCUGCGGAGCAAACAGCAGAGGAGCCUGGCUAGGGAGCUGGCUCUAGCUAGGCACCUGGAGGGAGAUGAUGCGGACACAGACGAGCACUCCGGAGACAAGAAGAAACUUCUGGAGAAAAUACUGGAUGAUGACGAGGAACCUGAGGGCGAGCCCGUGGACGAGAGUUCGGUGAAGAAGAUGAUUCUGACCUUUGAGAAAAGGUCCUACAAGAACCAGGAGCUGAGGAUCAAAUUCCCCGACAACCCAGAGAGGUUCAUGGAGACGGAGCUGGACCUGAAUGACAUCAUCCAGGAGAUGCACGUGAUCGCCACCAUGCCGGACCUCUACCACCUCCUGGUGGAGCUCAACGCCGUGCACUCGCUGCUGGGCCUCCUCAGCCACGAAAACACCGAUAUAGCGAUAGCCGUGGUGGACCUUCUGCAGGAGCUGAGCGACACCGACACGCUGCAUGAGAGCGAGGAGGGAGCGGAGGUGCUGAUCGACUCCCUGUUGGAGGGCCAGGUGGUGGCUCUGCUGGUCCAGAACAUGGAGAGGUUGGAUGAGACUGUUAAAGAGGAGGCAGACGGCGUCUACAACACACUAGCCAUCAUAGAGAACAUGGCUGAGUUCAGACCUGGCCUGUGUACAGAAGCUGCCCAACAGGGACUCAUGCAGUGGCUUCUGAAGAGAAUCAAGGCGAAGAUGCCUUUCGAUGCUAACAAACUGUACUGCAGUGAGAUCCUGGCCAUCCUGCUUCAGAACAAUGACAGCACCAGGGAGCUGCUAGGGGAGCUGGACGGGAUAGACGUGCUGCUGCAGCAACUCUCUGUGUUUAAGCGCCACAACCCCAGCACAGCAGAGGAACAGGAGAUGAUGGAGAACCUGUUUGAUGCCCUCUGCUCCUGCCUGAUGCUGCCAGCCAACAGAGAGCGCUUCCUCCGGGGGGAGGGGCUGCAGCUCAUGAACCUCAUGCUGAGGGAGAAGAAGAUGUCUCGGACCAGCGCCCUGAAAGUUCUGGACCACGCUAUGAUGGGCCAAGAGGGAGCAGACAACUGCCACAAGUUUGUGGACAUCCUGGGCCUCAGGACCAUCUUCCCUCUGUUCAUGAAGACGCCCAAGAAGAUGAGGAAGGCUGGCUUGUCAGACAAGGAACAUGAAGAACACGUGUGUUCCGUCAUCGCCUCCAUGCUAAGGAACCUCAAGUCUCAGCAGAGGGGGAGAAUGCACAGCAAGUUCACCGAGAACGACUGCCAGAAGGUUGAUAGGCUGAUGGAGCUGCAUUUUAAGUACCUGGAGGCCGUCCAGCAGGCUGACAAGAGGAUCGAAGGAGAGAAACACGACAUGGUGCGCCGCGGGGAGAUUCUGGACGAUGGGAUGGAGGAUGAGUUCUACCUGCGGCGUCUGGACGCUGGCCUCUUCGUCCUGCAGCUGCUCUGCUACAUCAUGGUGGAGAUCAGCAACUCAGGCAUAGCCCAGCUGCAGCAGAGGGUUCACCAGAUCCUGAACCUGCGAGGAGGGUCAGUCAAGGUGGUGCGUCACAUCAUGAGAGAGUACGCAGAGAGCAUCGGCGAUGGGAAGAGUGAGGAGUUCAAGGAGAUCGAGCAGAAGAGGAUCAUGGACCUCCUGGAAAUCUUCUAACCCUCUUCCCCAUCCUCUGUCAUGCUCUGGUCGCUUAUUUGUUGUUUUUAUGUAAAGCGUAUUUUCUAAUUUGCUUUUUGUUAAUAAAAUGUCCCCCAAGACA
Messenger RNA from Hypomesus transpacificus, 1962 nucleotides. RefSeq names its product catenin, beta like 1 (gene ctnnbl1). NCBI's taxonomy places the organism in Eukaryota, Metazoa, Chordata, Actinopteri, Osmeriformes, Osmeridae. Gene Ontology annotation, cellular component: spliceosomal complex. The coding region runs from base 150 to 1859 and encodes 569 amino acids. The record is from RefSeq and is a predicted model, not a curated record. The transcript has 16 exons.